Molecule: messenger RNA, 1556 nt
Organism: Leptopilina heterotoma
Lineage: Eukaryota; Metazoa; Arthropoda; Insecta; Hymenoptera; Figitidae
Product: major royal jelly protein 3-like
Exons: 5
Coding region: 1-888 (295 amino acids)
Cellular component (GO): extracellular region
Source: RefSeq, a predicted model, not a curated record
AUGAAUGCUAGAUUUCAUAUUUUGGCACUUCUGAUAUUAUUCUUAUCAAGAUUAAGUAAUCAACAGAAGCAACUUAAGGGAAAAACAAAGCUGCAAGAUGUUUAUAAUUGGCAAUAUGUUGAUUUUGAAUACGACAGUCAAGAAAGAAAAGACCAAAUUCUUAAAAAUGGAAAUUACAGUAAAACUAGUAUUCUUAUAAAAGAGUUUUAUUUAGUUGAAGAUGGACGAACAUUCGUUGUUCUCAAUAAAAACGACAAAUCUCCUGUUACCUUAGCAACGAUAUCUAAUAAAACAGCACCAAAUGGACCUUUACUGAAACCCUACCCAAAUUGGCAGUGGCACUUGAAACAUGAUUGUAUCGGAAUCUACCGAGCACGUACAAUUCAAACAGAUCCAUGCAAUAAAAAUUGGCUAUGGGUUCUAGACAACGGUCAAAAUGAUGAGGGAAUCCAUAUGUGUCAACCUCAAUUAUUAAUUUUUGAUCUAUCCGCAAAUCGACUAAUUAGCAGAUAUUCCAUUCCAAAGAAAUUUGCAACGGGAAGCGACGGCAAGGGAGAAUUACUUGGAUUUAUAGUGCAAACAAGUGGACGCAGUUGUAGAACAACAACAAUUUACAUGAGUUAUUUAAAAUCGAGUGCAUUGCUUGUUUGGAAUGGUCGCAAGUUCUGGCGUAUAAAGGGUCCAGAUCCAAAAUUCAUGGUUGGACCUCUAGCAGUAGGUAAAAGAUACAUGGACGCACCGAUUGGUAUUUACGGUUUCACUCUGUCUCCAAAAACCGACAAAACUCCCCAAUUCCUGGCAAUGUCAUCUUUAGGAAGUUUUCACGUUUUUACUGCAACAAUCGAUGACAUUAUUGCUUCGGAACCAAAAGUCGGAUUUUUCAAAUAGUUGUUCAGUCCAAUUGUUAAUUUCUUCAGAAGAUCAAAACAUCAGGAAAAUGAUACAUCUAUCGAUUUUAUACGGCACGAAUACAGACUACCAAAUCCAUCGGCUGCUUUUGCUUUUGACUCUAGAGGAAUUCUAUUUGUUGGUAUUAAUUCUUUGACGAGUUUGGGUUGUAGCAACUCAACAGCAAAGAGUACAGCGAACAGUACAAAUAUUCCAUUCUUUAAAAUAAUUGAUAAGGAUCCUGAAAAGUUGCAAUUUAUAUCUGCAGCACACACAUUCAAUUCAUCAACUACAAAAGGUAAAGAAGAAGAAUUAUGGGUUCUUUCAAAUCGAUACCAGGAAUGUGUAUUCAAUGGUUUGAAUUUAACAGACAUCAAUUAUAGAAUCAUGAAACUAAGUGUAAAAGAUCUUACGAAGGGAACUAAAUGUUUUUAAAACAAUUCAAAAACUACUUCGUAAUUAAUGAAACAGAAGUAAAUGUAAAUUUUAUGAUUAACAAAUCGUUCUUGAAUAAAGUUUACCAAAAUCAUGUAGGCGAAUAUUUAAAACUAUUUUUCCUCUUGGUUUUUUUCUCGCUUUUCUUCAGUUUGAUUUCAUUCCCAAGGCUCAUGAUUAUUCUCCAAAUGUCAUUUGACCGAACUGUCAUUUUACCGAAUUAUUGCUUUUAU